Molecule: messenger RNA, 1485 nt
Organism: Spea bombifrons (plains spadefoot toad)
Lineage: Eukaryota; Metazoa; Chordata; Amphibia; Anura; Pelobatidae
Gene: SUMF1
Product: sulfatase modifying factor 1
Exons: 9
Coding region: 3-1067 (354 amino acids)
Cellular component (GO): endoplasmic reticulum
Source: RefSeq, a predicted model, not a curated record
ACAUGGCUGCGCCCAUUGGGCACCGUUUCCAUUCUCUACGGGUCCAAUUGCUGUUGCUUUUACUGUUCGGAUCGGGUUCCGCGCAUGGAGAUUGCGGCUGUAACGCAGCUAACAGAGACGGCGGCACCGGAUCAAGCAGCCAUGAUCACGGCGCGGCGUUUAAAUACUCCCGGGAGGCGAACGAGGCAGAUUCUGUACCCAGAGAGAUAAAAGAGAGGAGUGAGAUGGUUCUGCUUCCUCCGGGAAUCUUCACCAUGGGCACCGAUAACCCUGGUAUACCCCAGGAUGGAGAGGGACCACCCCGCCAGGUACAGCUGGACUCUUUCUAUAUGGACACGUAUGAAGUCAGCAACUUGGAGUUUGAUACAUUCGUGAGAGCGACGGGACACGUGACGGAGGCGGAGAAAUUUGGAGAUUCGUUUGUGUUUGAAGGUUUGAUAAGUGAAGAUGUGAAGAGUGGCAUCGAUAAGGCGGUUGCUGCUGCGCCCUGGUGGCUUCCCGUGAAAGGUGCCAACUGGAGACACCCUGAAGGUCCCGACUCUGAUAUCUCAGAAAGGAUGGAUCAUCCGGUUCUCCACGUGUCGUGGAACGAUGCAACGGCAUUCUGUACCUGGGCAGGAAAGCGCCUUCCUACAGAAGCUGAAUGGGAAUAUGCCUGCCGCGGAGGACUGGAGAACAGGCUCUUUCCAUGGGGGAACAAGUUACAGCCCAGAGGGGAACAUUUCGCUAAUCUUUGGCAAGGGAUUUUUCCAACCAACAAUACCGGAGAAGAUGGCUUCGUGCAAACAUCUCCUGUAACUGCUUUCCCUCCAAACGGGUACGGACUGUAUAACAUGGUGGGAAACGCGUGGGAGUGGACGUCGGACUGGUGGGAUACAAAUCAUUCAGCUGCCGCGGCUUAUAAUCCGAAAGGCCCAUUGUCAGGAACAGACCGGGUGAAGAAGGGAGGAUCGUAUAUGUGCCACAAGUCAUACUGCUAUAGGUACCGAUGUGCCGCACGCAGUCAGAACACAGCUGACAGCUCAUCCUCCAAUCUGGGCUUCCGAUGUGCUGCAGACGCAGAAUAGCCCGGUCCGGAUGGGCCAUCGUACACUAUGAGAAGCAGAAUGAAAUAAGAAGAGCCUCCCGCGUGUAUUCCUUUAAACUUUCUGUGAAGAAAUUACUGAAGAUAUUGUGAUUUUUUUUUUUUAAUGGACUCCUUAAAUUCUGUACUGUAUAAUAAUUGCACUCCACGCAGUGACGAAGGAGAUUCAGGAAACGUUCGUAUAAAAAGCUUUGUGGGGGUGUCUCUAAUUGCCUUUUAAAGUAUAAUAAGCCGUAUCUUGAUACGAUACAGCUGUGCGGAUCCGCCACCGGAGGAAGCUGGUUUUUGCGCAGAUUUUUAUACAAAGAAAACGUCCAUCCUAUGCCGAGGGAAGAAAACAUUAACAUUGCUUUUUAUGACUUUUUUCUAAGUUAAUAAUAAAAUGAUUGUGUUAAUUAUGA